This is a messenger RNA of Tilletiopsis washingtonensis, 936 nucleotides long. RefSeq lists its product as hypothetical. The record is from RefSeq and is a predicted model, not a curated record. Lineage: Eukaryota; Fungi; Basidiomycota; Exobasidiomycetes; Entylomatales. The transcript has a single exon. Bases 118 to 696 code for a protein of 192 amino acids.
CAAGACUUGGUUGCACGGCUUCUAGAUGCAUAUCUCGGAUUUGAAGUGCGGCCCGGCAUGCGGCAGCCGAGGCCGCAGUCCGGCAUGCGCAGCCGGCUGUGAUGGUGUCCGGCCCAGAUGCAGCAUCUGCCGCAGCCGCCAGGAGUCAGACAGCGAGCUGAGCAGACAUGCGCGGAUGACGGCUGCAGCUGCCGCUCUGGCUGCUGGACAUCAAGGUGCCUCGUCGUGCACGUCGAGCGACGGCUUCCUGUGCGCCUUCGCAGCCCGCCAUUCGCGUGCGCCAUGCACGUCUGCGCGCGCUCAUCGCUGUCCAUGACAAGACAGUCCGUGCCGCUCUGUGCGCCUCGUCGUGCCGGGUGCAAUGCCCUGCGUCGAGCCGCAGCCACAACCUCCUCAUCUCCCCGGUCCCUGGCGGAGCUCGCUUCUCAGCACAGCCUCUUGAGGCCUGCGCAAACUCGGUUGCAGAGCCGCAGGCGCUCGUGCCGGGCAUUUGAAGUUGUCUCCCUGCAGCUGGCUCCUGUGCCUGACCCGAGAUGCUGCCACUGGCACCGCCGCUGGGGGCUGUCCGCUGUGGCUGUCGGCUGUGCCGAGGAGCGGCUGCCUGCUGCGUGCUGUGUCGAAGAGCAAGAUCAUCCGGCUCCGCGUGCCUCGGCUGGCCGCUGCGCGAGUCUGAAUGCCGGCUCCUUGAGUCCCUGACAAGCGCUGCGGUCGCACUUCUCUGUCGGAGCCGCCGUACGCAGGUCUCUGCCUGGCUCAGUCUCCAGCUCGCGUUCUCUGCUAUACUCCGACUCUGAGCACGAGGCCUCAAACGCAAGUACUGCGGCACCACUGCACGUCUCGGCCCUCAUCAAGGAGCAUGCAGCAUCGCUCCUCGGCGAGAAGCCUCGUAGGGCGCCUUCCUCUGCUCGCCUCGACUUCUCAUUGCAUGCCGUACAA